Molecule: messenger RNA, 2815 nt
Organism: Paramecium primaurelia
Lineage: Eukaryota; Ciliophora; Oligohymenophorea; Peniculida; Parameciidae
Source: the annotation of a GenBank genome assembly
AUGGAUCGUUCAAAUUCAAUACCUCGUUCUAAUUCAUCAAGAUAUAUACCUUAAUCUCUACCAUCAUCCUAUAGAUAGAUAACUGCACUAACAAAAUUUUCAAACUCUUAAAUGAAAUUUAUGAAUGAUUAGCAAUAGCCACCAAGUUAACGAUAAGCCUUAAAUAGUUAACUUGAAGAAUUAACAUCAUAGGAAAAAAGAGAAAUUUAAUAGAAAUUAGAAAAUGGAGAAGUAUUGCAUGGAUUAUCAUAAUUACCUGAAGGAGCAAACAUGACCCAUAAAUUUAUUGUCAAAGUUAGAAAUAAUGAUCUACAAAAUUAAGGAUUCCAAAUAAUCAAACAAUCUCAAUCACCAUAACCAAGAAAUUCACUCCAAUAAUGUCCAGAAUGUUAUAACCAUCUUAAAAAAGUAUGCUGUUAAAUAUUUAAAAUAGUUAAAAGAAUAAGAUAAUAGAAUAGAAUAAUUAUUGGUGGAAAUGAAUAGAAUGAGUUAGUUCUUAAUUGAUAAAGGCAAAGAAAUUGAUGUAUGGAAAAAGUAAUAUUAGAUAAUACAAAAAGUAAAAUAAUUUAUAAUGUUGAAUUAGGAAUUAUUAAAACAAAAAGCAUAUGAUAAUUUAGAUAAAAAAGAAAUUGAAGAUCGAAAAAGAAAACUAAAUUAAAAAGAAUAUGAAAAUUCAUUCCAACAAACCACAAUUAAAUAAUUGUAAGUAAAUCAAGAUUAAAAUAAUGAUAAUUUGGAGUUGAGAGCAGGUAAUAAUGAUUUAGAUGUUGAUUAAUUACAAAAAUAAUUAUUAGAUAUUCAGUAGGAUAAUGAAAUACUUAAAUAAGAUAAUGAUAGACUUAAUUCUAAAGUUGAGAGAUUAAAAAAUGAAUUAUCCAAUACAAAGAAUGAAGUCACUACCAUUUAUAAAGCAGAUCCUGAAACUGAAAGGCUUUUCAAAGAAUUAUAAUCCAAGUAUUCUAUUUUAUAAUCUUAAUAUUUCACUUUAUAAGAAAUGAAUUAAAAUGUUUAAAAAGAGAUUUAACAUGAAACAAAGAUAAUCUAUCAAUCAAAUCCUGAUAUUGAAAGGCAAUUGUAAGAAUUAUAAACCAGAUACACUCUAUUACAAUAAUAAUUUUAUUAACUCUAAGAAACUAGUAAGAUCAUGCAAAAGGAAAUGCAAUAUGAAACCAAAGUCCUCUAUUAGAAUGAUCCUGAAACUGAUUAGUUACUUUAAAAAAAAAUCAAAUAAUAUGAUGAAUUAAAUACUAGAUAUUUAUUAUUAUCAGAUUAAUUGUAAGUCUAUUAAGAUAAACUCAAAUAAUAAUCUAUGCAUGAAACUCGUACUAUAUAUCAACCAGAUCCUGAAACUGAAAGGUAAUUACAAUUAAAAACAGAGCAAUAUAAUUAAUUAUAACUUAGAUUUAAUUAAUUAUAAUCUCAAUAUUACAUUAUUGAAGGAAAGUCUAAGUUUGUUUAAAAGGAACUUAUUGUGGAUCCUGAAGUUGAAAGACUUUUGAAAAUGAAAUCUCAAUAAUUAGAAACCAUGACAAACAAAUGUAUAUUGUUAUAAGAAUAAAUCGAGAAACAAUAGAUUUAAAUAGAAUCAUAUUAAACUAAAAUGUAUUAAUUUGAAAACAGAAAAUCAGAAACUGAAAAUUAUUUGUUAUAAAUUUAAUCUCUAAAAGAUUAAAUUAGAAGUUAAAAUGCUGAUAUAGAAUAAUUCACUAGAAAAAUAUAUUAAUAUGAAUAAAAUAAUGAAUAAGAUUAAAUCCUUAAAAGAUAAUUCAUAGACAUUAAUGCAUUAUAUGAACAAGAACUUUCAUUAAAUUAAUAAUUAAAAAGAAAAAUAGAAGAAUUCAAAAACAUUUAAUAACAAUAAAAUACAAUAUAAUAUAGAAUUAAAGAACUCGAAUAAUUAUUGGAAUAAAAAGAAGAUAGAAUUAAAUAAUUAUCAUUAGAAUUAGAUUAAUAUAGAUCAGACAUUGCAAUUUAUUAGUAAAGAAUAUCGACGGUAUCUAUUAAUUUGGAAAAUACAAACUCCUUGAAAGAAUAAAUUUAAGUCUGGAGAGAUAAAUAUGAAAAAUUGGAGUAAAAAUAAAAACUACUAAUUGAUUAAGAAGUUAACUAAUGGAAAAUUAGAUACGAAUAAAUUGAGCAAAGAUAUGUAUCAUUAUAAUCGAAUUAUGAGACAAUCUAAAUAACUUUAAAUGAAUAUAAAGAGAAUGAAUAAAGUGAAGUAUUUAAAAUGGAGAUAAAGAGAUUAUAAAAAACUGUAUAUUAUUUUUUUAGUUUUUAAUAGGUUAUCGAAUUAAGAAGUGAAAUAGAUAAAUUAUUGGUCUAAGCAUCAGAUAACUAAUGGCUUUAAAAAAGAUACGAAGAACAAUAAUUAUUAAUUGAAACCUAUAAAUCUUAGAUCGAAUAAAAACAGCAAAUUUAAAAGGAGUAUAUUUAUCAGAUUGAUAGAUCAGAAAGUAAUAGUUAAAAAUUCAUAAAAUAAUCAUCAGUUUAAUAAAUAAAUAUAGAAUCAUAAUCUAGAUAUCCAUAUUCUAAUUAAUAAUAAUAAAUGAAAGUAUAUGAGAUUAAUACACAUUAACCCCGAACCUCAGAAAAUGCGAACUAUUGUUCAAGACCAGUUGAAUCAAGUAGCUCUAAACAAAAAACAUCAUAUUAAUAAACCUAAUUUUUUGAGACAUCUACAAAUAAUGUUAAUGAUAUAAAUAAAGUAAUUAUCUGACUAUUUUCUUAGAAGAAAAUAGAGCAGGAAUUUAAUUCUUAGAGAUGGAACAAUAAUUAUGAAAUGGUUAUAGAUGAAUUAACUAAAACAGAUAGAUGA